Hyaloscypha bicolor E is the source of this 2295-nucleotide messenger RNA. RefSeq lists its product as uncharacterized. The coding region runs from base 108 to 1907 and encodes 599 amino acids. Lineage: Eukaryota; Fungi; Ascomycota; Leotiomycetes; Helotiales; Hyaloscyphaceae. Gene Ontology annotation, biological process: regulation of DNA-templated transcription. Gene Ontology annotation, molecular function: DNA-binding transcription factor activity, RNA polymerase II-specific; zinc ion binding. The record is from RefSeq and is a predicted model, not a curated record. The transcript has 3 exons.
UCCAGAUCCUUCUGCGAUCUGCAAGCACAUAUCAAUGUCUUCACCGUCUGUUUUCAUCUUUCGUCCGAAGAAAAGAAUAGAUUCGUUCAAAGUCGAUGAAGUGAGGGAUGGAGACACCUGAUUUUCGCGCGAUAACAAAGACGGAGGUGAAAGAGAAGAAGGAAGAGAAGGAGGAGGAGAAGGAGAAGGGGGAGAAGGGGAUGAAAGAGAAGGAGAGGGAGAAGAAGAAGCGGGCUAGGAAGCCGAAGGUUAGGACCGGAUGUAUAACGUGUAAGGUGUGGAGAGUGAAGUGUGAUGAGAAUCGGCCGGAGUGUAAUCGGUGUAUCAAAUUCGGAAUAAAGUGUGAUGGAUUCCUUGUCAUUCCUCCACCAAGGGAACAGAGCCGGCCACGCAGGAUCUCGAGUCGACCGCUCGUUCCGUAUGGGCAUUUUCUGAACGAUGUCACAAUGCCGCUGAGAGAAGUGAAUGCGUCGAGGUUUCAGAGCCAGGAGGAGCAUCGCUUCUUCCAGCUCUACGUCACGAAGACGGCGGAGCAUCUGAGUGGUUUCUAUAGUCCUACUUUGUGGAAACAGAUUGUGCUGCAAGCUUCAGAGGCCGAUGAGUCGAUUCGACAUGCUGUCAUCUCUAUCGGCGCUUUGGACAUGACUGCCGUCUCUGGCCGCAAACGCACCAAUUCAAAACUUUCCAAAGAAAUUGAGGAUCACCAUGUCUUUGCGCUCAGCCAGUACAGCAAGGCGAUUAAUUGUCUUCGGCAAAAGGUAUUUAGUACGAACUAUGAUUUGCGGACUGCGCUGGUAGCGAGUCUACUUAUUGUGUGUUUCGAGACGUACCACGGGAACUACGAGUCUGCGAACCGGCAGACGAGGACAGCUGUCAACUUGAUUGCAUCGCAUCGCGAGGCGCUUCCGCAUUCUAGCCGCAACAUGAAGAGCGAGAUCGAGGACGAUCUACGCGCCGCAUUCGAUCGGUUGGAUAUCCAGUCGAUGUCCCAGACUGAUAUGUACACGUUGCCUGAACAUCUAAAGAUGCUGGACUGCAAUGCGGACUUGCUGGAAACGAUGCCGGCAGUGUUUGAGGAUGUCACGACGACGAGGAGGUACUUUAAUUUGGUGUGCAGACAGACGAUGCAUUUUGCGUGUGCGUGUUGGACGGUGCACACUGCCCUUCUCACCCCCCCGCCGCCUUUCUCUCACCCCACCCUCUGCUCAGCGACUCCGAGUAAGCCGUCGUUGAGCUACUUCGACGCGGCAGUCCCUUACACAGCCGAGUUCCUGAAACUGGGCAGGCAGAAGUUCGAGCAGGCGGAACGAUGGAUGAAGGCUUUUCGCCCGCUGUUUGAUGAGAAGCGCAAAGUGAGGGGGAGUAAGGAGUGUCUUGCUGUCUCGGCGCAGCGGAUGCAGUACCUGGUUACGUAUAUUGCACUGAGUUCAAUGGGUACCAUGAUCGAGACAAGUUACGACAAGUACCAUGAUUUGUUUCGGGAAAUCGUGGAUCUUGGUCAAGACAUGUGCUUCCCGUCUCACCAUUUGGAUGUGGAGGGGAAAGGAGAGGGUGUUGGAGACGAAGGAUCGCAGGAAAUGUUCCUCUUUGAUCUGCAGUCCGUGAUGCCGCUUGAUUUUGUAGCGAAGAAGUGUCGGGAUCCGGCAUUGAGGAGGACGGCCAUUUGGCAUAUGAAGGCGAGGCCGAGGAGGGAGACUUUUUGGGAUAGUUUUGUUGCGGCGACGGUUUGUGAGUGGGUUGUUGCGGUUGAGGAGGAGGGAAUGGUUGGUGGACUUGUGCGGGAAGAGAACAGGGCGCGGGAUAUUGGUGUGAGACUUGAGCUUGAGAGUGUGGAUAAAGUGAGGAAGGCGAAAGUCUGGUGUACGCUUGGUACUGGCGCGAGGAGGGAAGGGGUUGUUGAGUGGUGAGGCAGAUGGUGAAGGGGCGGUUGUGUACAGCGUGGCGUUUGGGUUGGCUUGAAAAGAUGGGAAGUUGUUAGAUUGAGCAGAGUAAACAAAACCAAAUGCACUACAGGUGUUGCAACCAUGUGGAGACAGUUGACCUGAGUCGUUCUUUAGGAAGUUGGAAAUUCGACCCCUAUUGGCCGCCAGCACCCUUGGAGACUGAGUCUGUGAGAGCUGGUGGAGUGGAUAUUGUGAUUACGUUGAUAUGGGCUUCGAAUUGAUAUGAGUAGGAACCCUCUGGGCGAUUAGAAGACCAGGCUUGUUGAAGUUGUUGACAAAGAAAGAGAAUAAUUGAUAGUUUCUGGUGGGGUAGCUACGUCCGCUCUUGCUGACCCUGCCGGAUGCGCUUUAC